This is a messenger RNA of Caenorhabditis elegans, 1078 nucleotides long. RefSeq names its product Gut-specific cysteine proteinase (gene cpr-1). Bases 30 to 1019 code for a protein of 329 amino acids. The transcript is spliced from 3 exons. Lineage: Eukaryota; Metazoa; Nematoda; Chromadorea; Rhabditida; Rhabditidae. Gene Ontology annotation, biological process: proteolysis. Gene Ontology annotation, molecular function: cysteine-type peptidase activity. The record is from RefSeq and is marked reviewed.
AGCUUAUCGCUCAACUUCUUUCAACAAAUAUGAAGUUCCUUAUCCUUACCGCGCUCUGCGCAGUCACGCUUGCCUUUGUCCCAAUCAAUCAUCAAUCGGCUGUUGAGACCCUCACCGGUCAGGCUCUUGUUGAUUAUGUCAACUCAGCUCAAUCUUUGUUCAAGACUGAGCAUGUUGAGAUUACCGAGGAGGAGAUGAAAUUCAAGCUUAUGGAUGGAAAGUACGCUGCUGCCCACUCCGAUGAAAUCCGUGCCACCGAACAAGAAGUUGUUCUCGCCUCUGUCCCAGCCACCUUCGAUUCUCGUACCCAAUGGUCCGAGUGCAAGUCCAUCAAGCUUAUCCGUGACCAAGCCACCUGUGGAUCCUGCUGGGCUUUCGGAGCAGCUGAGAUGAUCUCUGACCGUACCUGCAUUGAGACCAAGGGAGCCCAACAACCAAUCAUCUCUCCAGAUGAUCUUCUCUCCUGCUGCGGAUCUUCCUGCGGAAAUGGAUGUGAAGGAGGAUACCCAAUUCAAGCUCUCAGAUGGUGGGACUCAAAGGGAGUUGUUACUGGUGGAGACUACCACGGAGCUGGAUGCAAACCAUACCCAAUUGCCCCAUGCACAUCUGGAAACUGCCCAGAAUCCAAGACUCCAUCUUGCUCAAUGAGCUGCCAAUCUGGAUAUUCAACUGCCUACGCCAAGGACAAGCACUUCGGAGUCUCUGCCUACGCUGUUCCAAAGAAUGCUGCAUCCAUCCAAGCUGAAAUCUACGCUAAUGGACCAGUUGAGGCUGCAUUCUCUGUUUACGAAGACUUCUACAAAUACAAGAGCGGAGUUUACAAGCACACCGCCGGAAAGUACCUCGGAGGACACGCCAUUAAGAUCAUCGGAUGGGGAACUGAGAGCGGAUCUCCAUACUGGCUUGUUGCCAACUCAUGGGGAGUUAACUGGGGAGAGAGCGGUUUCUUCAAGAUCUACCGUGGAGAUGAUCAAUGCGGAAUUGAAUCAGCAGUUGUCGCCGGAAAGGCCAAGGUCUAAAUGCAUUAUGUACACAAUUUUUGUAAUUACCAUCUGCCAAAUAAAAAUGUUCAUAAUUU